Messenger RNA from Hydatigera taeniaeformis, 195 nucleotides. NCBI's taxonomy places the organism in Eukaryota, Metazoa, Platyhelminthes, Cestoda, Cyclophyllidea, Taeniidae. The record is from the annotation of a GenBank genome assembly.
UCGCGGGAUUUGUGCAAGACGACGCGCGACUAUCAAGCUGCCAUCCGUCUCUUCCGUCAAGCCCUCGCCGUAGGCACCGAUGAUAUCACCGUUCUUUCUGCUAUCUACAGUCAACUGGGCAACGCCUACUUCUACGAACAUGACUUCCUCCACGCCCUCGAGUUUCAUCGGUGGGAUCUCUCGCUUUCUCGGUAA